Molecule: messenger RNA, 1049 nt
Organism: Oryctolagus cuniculus (rabbit)
Lineage: Eukaryota; Metazoa; Chordata; Mammalia; Lagomorpha; Leporidae
Gene: PEBP4
Product: phosphatidylethanolamine binding protein 4
Source: RefSeq, a predicted model, not a curated record
UGGAACUUCCCUGGAACGUUCUCCAACUGCCUCCAACGACCAACUGCUGCCUCCUCUCCUGCUGCUCCAGGACCCUUCCCUCACACUCCCCUCCUUUCAACACCAGCAGAGCCUGAUUGCCUUAGGGGCCCGACCCGUGGGGCAUCCUGGAGGGAAAUUUCUCCCCACCUUCUCCAGCCCAGACUUCCCACCGCCCCGCAGCCGCCACCUAACGGCUCCCUCACUGCUCUGGGUGCCCAUGGGCUGGACGACGAGGCUGGCCAUGGCAGCCCUGCUGCUGGGCGUCGUGAUGGUGGCCACGGGAGACGAGGACGAGAAUGACCCGUGUGUGUACGAGGCCCUGCCGGACGAAGAUACCGUCCUCUGCAAGGGCCUCGGCGUCUUCUACCCCGAGCUGGGGAACAUCGGCUGCAUGUUCAUUCCCGACUGCGACAACUUCAGACAGAAGAUCACCUCCUGGUCGGAGCCCAUAGUCAAGUUCCCCGGGGCCUUGGACGGGGCAAGCUACAUCCUGGUGAUGGUGGACCCCGACGCCCCGAGCAGGUCGGAGCCCAGGCUGAGGUUUUGGAGACACUGGUUGAUGACAGACAUCAAGGGUGCUGACUUGAAGAAAGGGAAGAUUCAGGGCCAGGUGUUAACAGCCUACCAGCCUCCCUCCCCGCCGGUGCACAGUGGCUUCCAUCGGUACCAGUUCUUCGUCUACCUCCAGGAAGGAAGGGCCAUCUCUCUCCUUCCUAAAGAAAACAAAACUCGAGCCUCUUGGAAAAUGGACAUCUUCCUGAACCGUUACCACCUGAAUGAACCGGAAGCAAGCACCCAGUUCAUGACCCAGAACUACCAAGAUUCGCCCAGGUUCCAGGCUCCGGGCAGCGACAAGGCCAAGGACAGACGCAACUAGAGAGGACUGCCUGCCUGCCUGCCUGCCAGACCGCCGGGGUCACCUAACAGCCGCGAGUCCACGCCGCCCACGCCCACCACCUACGGCCUGGCUGUGGGAGCCCCUCUGGGUACGGAACCCUUCUCCUCCUGAUUAAAAACAACGAAAAUCA